Messenger RNA from Dunckerocampus dactyliophorus (ringed pipefish), 3603 nucleotides. It is a transcript of the gene anxa11b, whose product is annotated as annexin A11b. The record is from RefSeq and is a predicted model, not a curated record. The coding region runs from base 229 to 1734 and encodes 501 amino acids. Gene Ontology annotation, cellular component: cytoplasm. Gene Ontology annotation, biological process: cytokinetic process; phagocytosis. Lineage: Eukaryota; Metazoa; Chordata; Actinopteri; Syngnathiformes; Syngnathidae. Gene Ontology annotation, molecular function: calcium-dependent phospholipid binding; calcium ion binding. The transcript has 15 exons.
CAUGGGCCCUUGGAAUUGCCCUACCUUCCCCGCCUUUGGGGCCCCUGAAGGCAGCUGAUUCACUGGGUCCAGAGUCAACAAUGGUGACUGCCCAAAGAGGGCGCAAACUUAGGCAAAGGUUAAUUUACUUAUGCUGCCUUGCAAGGACACGCCCUCUACCAUUCUCUUCUGCUGUUGCCUGUUGAGACUCUUCCUGCAGCCGACAGCACCCUCUAACAAAUUGUGGUGAUGAGCUAUCCAGGUUACCCUCCCCAGUCAGGUGGAUACCCACCACAAGCAGGCGGCUACCCACCUCAGUCGGGUGGCUACCCGCCCCAAGCUGGGGGCUACCCGCCCCAAGCCGGGGGUUACCCACCCCAAGCAGGAGGCUACCCUCCUGCAGCCGGGGGAUACCCACCCCAAGCAGGAGGCUACCCCUCGCAGGCAGGUGGCUACCCCCCACAAGCUGGGGGUUACCCUCCCGCAGCAGGGGGCUACCCUCCUCAGGCGGGCGGCGGUUACCUUCCUUCCACUGGAGGCUUCCCACCUCAGGCUGGGGGAUACCAACCACAGCCUGGAGCAGGAGGAUAUCCAUCCAUGCCUCAAGGAGGUGGUGGCUGGGGGGCAGCACCAGGGGGCUUUGGUGCGCCAGGAGGGGCUCCGCAGGGAUACCCAGGGGGGGCCGCACCAGGCCAGCAACCCAUGCCCAACUACCCCAGUGGAGGCCCUGCCACCAACCCCCCGAUGCCUGGGUAUGGAAGUGGGGUUCCAUCCAACCCUCAGGCUCCUGCCAUACCUAAAGGCUACAGGGGUUCUAUAAAGGACUUCCCUGGGGCUGACCCUCUGAGGGACGUGGAGGUUCUUCGAAAAGCCAUGAAAGGUUUCGGUACCGAUGAAAACGCCAUUAUUGAGCUUUUGGGCAGCCGUACUAACAAGCAGAGGGUUCCCAUGGUAGCGGCCUACAAGACAACUUAUGGGAAGGAUUUAGUCCACGAUCUGAAGUCUGAGCUGACUGGAAACUUUGAGAAGCUGGCUCUUGCGAUGUUGAUGAGCCCUACGCGCUUUGAUGCGUCUGAGCUCAGAGAAGCUAUAAAGGGUGCAGGAACAGAUGAGGCUUGUCUCAUCGAGAUCCUCUCAUCUCGUUCCAAUGCAGAAAUUCGUGAAAUUGCUUCUAUUUACAAAUCUGAGUACGGGAAAAGCCUGGAAGAUGCCAUCAGCAGUGAUACUUCUGGUCACUUUCGCAGGCUACUGGUUUCCCUCUGCCAGGGCAAUCGCGAUGAAAGGGAAACCGUUGACAUAUCCCUCGCCAAACAGGACGCUCAGAAACUGUAUGCCGCCGGAGAGAACAAAGUGGGCACAGAUGAGUCUCAGUUCAAUGCCAUCCUGUGCGCUCGCAGCAAGCCUCACCUGCGUGCAGUGUUCCAGGAGUACCAGCAGAUGUGCGGUAGGGACAUCGAAAAGAGCAUCUGCAGGGAAAUGUCUGGAAACGUGGAGUCUGGCAUGGUGGCUGUGGUGAAAUGCAUCAAGAACACCCCUGCCUACUUUGCAGAGCGCCUCCACAAGGCCAUGCAGGGUGCCGGGACCAAGGACAGAACCCUAAUCCGCAUCAUGGUGUCCCGCUCUGAGAUAGACAUGCUGGACAUCAGGCAAGCCUAUCUGAAGACCUACGGGAAGUCGCUGUACACUCACAUCUCUGGCGACACGUCCGGGGACUACAAGAAGCUGCUGUUGAAGCUUUGCGGCGGUAACGACUAAAAUGGACAAGAUAGGUGUCUACUCAAUGUAUGUCUAGACAGAUAUCACCUCUGGGGCAUGUAGACUAUCUACAAUAAGUGUGUUUUAUUCACGCUCACUUGUUGUCUAUUCAUGCUUCACAUUCAUUUAUUCAUCAUUGUUUUUGCUUCUUUGUUGUAGCCAAUGCUUGCCAAAUAGCCUAUACUCCACACAUAGAAUUUUGACACGAUUACCAAAAAAGAAGAAAGUGUGUGCCUGAAAUUUUAUGCAAAACGAAAUACUUUACCACUGUGUAAUCAAUGAAUGUCUAACACUGUGUCCCACCCAUAUUUACGGUAACUAUUUAUGCAUAAAUAGUAAAAAAAAAUCAAUAGUAUUUUAGACAUAAAAUCUUAGCUUUACUUAUAUGAUGAUAAAUGAUUUAAUUUUAUUCUUUAGACCAGGGGUGUCCAAACUUUUUCCACCGAGGAGCGCAUACUAAAAAAUCAAAAGAUGGACGUGCUACUUUGAUAUUUUACAUUUUAUACACCAAAGCAUAUACAUAUGCUAAGAAGUUUAAAGAAAAAACAGCCUGUAUAUUAUUAGUAUGAACUUUUUCUCCUUUUUAAAAAAUUUUGUUUUGCUUGUUUUUCCAUUUCGGUUGUUUAUUGUUUGUCCCCCAGGCUGCACUUUGGACACCCCUGCUUUAGAAAACCCAACCCAUGGCUUAAAAAGGUUUAAAACAAAUCACUGAUUUGAUAAAGUAAACAAACAAAAUGCACAUCGGCAUGGUCUCAUGGCCGUGCAGCAAGUGCAAACCUGAAAAAGUAUACCAGAGAACAGCUUACAUGUCAAUUAAAAUGAUACCCUAUGCAUGCACUUGUAAUACAAGUGCAAACCUGAAUAGACAUCAGAGAACAGUUCACGUCUUACUUAACCAAAAUUGUAGCCUAUAAAAGUACUUGUAAUACAUAUCGGCAUGGUCUCAUGGGCCGUGCAGUAAGUGCAAACCUGAAUACACGUACAGUAUCAGAACAGCUCAGACCUUACUUGGAUCAAAAUUACACUUCAUAAAAGUGCCUUUGUGGUUUUCGUACUACUUUAGGAGAGUUAAAUUUGAGCUUGUCUUGCCUUGCUAGGCCGCACAGCUAAAGCAUUAGCAUCUAUGGGCAUCAUUUGUACAAGUAAAGACAUCCUUCAAAUAAACGCCUUGCACCCUCUGCCACUAUUUGAGGUAAUACAGGUAUUUCACUCUUACCGUACAUAGUGCGUAUUUUGUUGUACUUUUUUAAUGAUGUACUUUCAAACCAGUUAAUCUUCCAUUCCGAACAAUUGCCUUUAUUUCAGCCCCCAAAAGGUCCGUCGCCACUGUCAACUGACACCAAAAGAAGUGUUUAAUAUAUAUGAAAUCGAAGAAUUAUGUUGCACUCAUGCCAUUAUUUGUUACUGUACAUUUCAGCAUUUUUUGUGGUUCGAACAAUCUAUAAUGUUAAUGCCUGUUUACUAACCUCAAAUAUACUCAUGCCUGCUACUCUAUGCAAACUAAUCACUGUUUAUAACUAUAGCCUCCAUUCCAUCCUAAUAGAAAACCAAUCCAGUGUAGGUGAAUAUACGUAUGCUCAGCUCAGCUUAAAAGUAAAUUAGUGGAAUAUCUAAUAAUAUAUGUCAUUAAUAAAGAUUCAAUUUUAUUUUUACAAUAUGCAGAGGGCCAAUAACAGCAUUUUGGACACCCCUUUUCAAGUCAAUGUGGCCUUAUCUGAUUUAUGCCUGUGUAUGCCACUAGAGGGCCCUGUGCUCUUAGUUCUCAGCUUUAUAAAUUGAAUGUUGAACGUUUUUAUGUACAAUAUUUCCAAUUCAUUUCAUCAUGUAAACAAACUAUUGUCAUUUCAAUUAAAAGAAAAACACACAUUA